AUGAAUCUGACUUCUGGGUCUGAUCCGGCCCACUUCUUCCCUGAUAAACCUUCUGGUGGCUCUUUCCAGCAAUGGUCCAGGUACUGGAAUUUGCAUAACAUUAGUAUUUUGUCAAGAAAAGGAGGAAACAAUUCUGAGUCCGCUCUUAACAUGACCUUCCAGCUGCCUGAAGAGGAAUUUGAUCCACUGGGAGGUCACACUGUGUGGCAGGUCAUCAUCAUCGUCUUCCUCACCGGAUCCCUUUCUUUCGUCACUGUUGUUGGCAACAUCCUGGUUUUAGUGUCCUUCAAGGUAAAUAAGAGUCUGAAGACGGUUAACAACUACUACCUGCUCAGUCUGGCCUUCGCUGACCUGACUAUCGGCACUUUGUCAAUGAAUCUCUAUACUACCUACAUCAUCAUGGGCCAGUGGGCUCUUGGGCCGGUGGUUUGUGACUUGUGGCUUGCGAUAGACUAUGUGGCCAGUAAUGCCUCCGUCAUGAACCUGCUCGUCAUCAGCUUUGACAGGUAUUUUUCUGUGACCAGACCUUUGACCUAUCGGGCCAAACGAACAACCAAGCGAGCCAUGACCAUGAUUGGACUAGCCUGGUCCAUCUCUUUCAUUCUCUGGGCCCCAGCCAUACUGUUCUGGCAGUACAUUGUGGGUGAGCGCACGGUCCAGCCAAAUGAGUGCUAUAUCCAGUUCUUGUCCGAGCCCAUAAUUACCUUCUGCACUGCUAUUGCUGCGUUCUACUUACCAGUGAGUAUCAUGGCCAUUUUGUUUUGGAAGAUCUACCAGGAGACAGAGAAGAGAGCUAAAGAUAUACAAGGUCUCAAGGGAUCUGGGUCAGGCACCAACCCGAGCCAGGCUCAGAACCUGGACAAUGGCGGUGGAAAAGAUGCAGUUGGCAGCCAGAGGAUGUCAUCAAUCAUGCUGCGCCAGAUCAGCUCCCAAAGCGCCAGCAGUAGUGAAAUCUGUUUGUCUUCUCCAGAGAGAAACAGGAACAAUAAUUCCACCUCACCAGGAGUGGAAAACCAAAAGUGCUGUAGAACGCUAUGUUUUCAAUUCUCAGCCUUCUGGACUCGUUUUCCUGCAUCAAACAGAUCUUGCAACACAACAACAAGUACAGUAGAGGAGGCCGAGCGCAGCAGCGUUAACGGGGACAUGGCUGCUGCUUCAGAGAUGAACAAGAACAGCCAACAUUAUGAAAGCAUCAAAGUUCAGAAAGGCUCAGAUGGACUUACUCCCUCAUCUUCUCUUGACCAGUCAGUUGCUAAGGCAACCAGAGAUGCUGUGCUUGCCAAACGCUUUGCCACUAAAGCAAAAAUAGAGAUCAAUAAGCGCAAAAAUGAAAAAAAGGCAAAUGAAAAGAAAGCAGCAAGAACUCUGAGCGCUAUUCUGUUUGCAUUCAUAACCACGUGGCUGCCGUACAACAUCAUGGUGUUGGUCAACACUUUCUGUCAGGACUGUAUUCCAGAAUCUCUGUGGGCUCUGGGGUACUGGCUGUGUUAUGUUAACAGCACAGUGAACCCCAUGUGCUACGCUCUGUGUAACAAGACCUUCCGGACAACCUUUAGGGAUAUAUUAAUAUGCCAGUGGAAUCAAAACAGGAAAAAGCCCAAUUUUAAUCAAAGGCAGGCUGUUGGCUCCCGAAAGGAGCCUAGAUAG
Molecule: messenger RNA, 1647 nt
Organism: Xiphophorus maculatus (southern platyfish)
Lineage: Eukaryota; Metazoa; Chordata; Actinopteri; Cyprinodontiformes; Poeciliidae
Product: muscarinic acetylcholine receptor M1
Exons: 4
Coding region: 1-1647 (548 amino acids)
Biological process (GO): adenylate cyclase-inhibiting G protein-coupled acetylcholine receptor signaling pathway; G protein-coupled receptor signaling pathway, coupled to cyclic nucleotide second messenger; chemical synaptic transmission
Cellular component (GO): dendrite; synapse; plasma membrane
Molecular function (GO): G protein-coupled serotonin receptor activity; G protein-coupled acetylcholine receptor activity
Source: RefSeq, a predicted model, not a curated record